Pocillopora damicornis (cauliflower coral) is the source of this 363-nucleotide messenger RNA. RefSeq lists its product as uncharacterized. NCBI's taxonomy places the organism in Eukaryota, Metazoa, Cnidaria, Anthozoa, Scleractinia, Pocilloporidae. The record is from RefSeq and is a predicted model, not a curated record.
CUUUUGCUCAUUAAAUAAGUAUUCCAACGUUUUCGUUUCAGACUCAUGGAGCAAAAAGAUAGAGAGAUAAAUUCAUCAGAAGAGGAAGAGGAAGCAAAGAGUGGAACGACAGACAUUCAACCUGUCAACGAUCAAAGUAAUUUGAGGACUUGUCAAAACGGCUCAGGCACGCUUCCUGAGAAUGCUUCUCAUCUGUAUUCAGAGAAAGGAAGGCCAGUUAGAGAAGAAACAGGUCCAAGUGGACGUCACAGUCCAAUAGGGUACGAAAUAUCAUUUGUCGCAACAAAAGCUUCAUCUGAUUACAAAUUUGAACUACAUUUCACCCUGAAAUCAACUAGUUCAUUUGCGUUUGUAGCAAAAUAA